Molecule: messenger RNA, 444 nt
Organism: Rotaria sp. Silwood2
Lineage: Eukaryota; Metazoa; Rotifera; Eurotatoria; Philodinida; Philodinidae
Source: the annotation of a GenBank genome assembly
AUGUCAAUAAAGAAGGAUUAUUUUUCAUUAACAUCCGGCAUUAAGAUAUAUUAUGAACUCUGUUGUUCAUCAUCACCAUCAUCAUCAAAUUUAUCGACAAAAAUAGUAAUGAUUAUGGGGGCAUAUGCAACAUUAAGACAUUUCGAUGAGCUUGUCCAAUAUCUUGUUGAACAUUAUCCAUCAUCAAUAGAAAUAUUGACUUACGAUCAUCGUGGAAUCGGUCACUCAAAAGCAACAACAGCCGCCACAACAAUACGGGAAACAUCAAAUCUAUUAGCCCACGAUGCUUAUCAAUUAAUUAACCACGUAUGGGGUGAUCAAGCUCCAGUUCAUGUGUUAGGUAUGAGUUUAGGUGGAAUGAUAGCGCAAGAAUUAGCUUUGUUAUUAAUACCCGAACAACGUCUUUUAUCGCUUUAUCUGGGAAUUACAACUCGUGGUAAGUAG